CGUUCGUAUUUUAAAUGUCGCCGUUACAGUCCGUUUUAAUUGGAUGUAUGCAACUUCGUAGUGAACGUCCUUAAUCGCACUUAUGAAAUUGUCUUUCUACCUGGAUUAGUUGCUGCAACUGUGAUUGCUCACCUUUCAACAUCUGUAGAAACACAUAAACACUAGCAAGGUGUUGCUACUUAAGUCAUGAUUUGUUAUAUUUUCGGUAUCUUAUUUUGCACUUGCAGUUUGUUUUCUUUGGCUGUGUGUAGUGAUAUAUGCGGUGCGACUGACGAAAUCUUGUCUUGUUUCACAAAGAUAUUAUCUUAUGAAGCGAUUGAGGACUUACAUCGAAAUCUUGAUGGUGAUAAAAAUGGAGAAAUCGACCAUUCCGAAACUGAAAAGUUUUUGAGGAAAGAAUUCAAUUCGGGUGAUGCUGCCAAGAAAUCACGUAUGUUAAACAGCGAUGAUCCUCUUAUUAGUCUUACAGACUUGUGGCAGAUGUGGAGAAAUAAUCCUGCAUUCAACUGGACUGUGAGAGAUACUACCCAAUGGUUAGUUAGUUUGGUAGAUCUCCCUCAGUACGCUGAUUUGUUUCGUCAACAUAAUUUAGAUGGUCGUUCAUUACCACGCUUGGCUAUGCAAAAUAUGAGCUACUUAACCGACGUCCUGGGGAUUCAGAAUCCGAUACACAAGAAGAAAUUGAUGCUUCGUGCUUUGGAUAUCAUUCUGUUUGGACCUCCAAGACAGCCAGUACUUGUGUCAGGAAAUGUUUCUCUAGUCACAUUGUCAAUAGGAUUGUUAUGCGUUUCGUUUGUGGGUUUUUCUCAUUGGUUCUAUCAUGCAUCAAGUUUUUCGGAGAAAAAUUCCGUUGGUGAAAAUCAAGAAAAAUUAAAUGUUGCUGAACAAACACUGAAACAACUUCAAAAAAGGUUAGAUGAUGUGGAGCAAUUAAGGCAAACGUUGAAUGCUUAUGAAAUAAAUCAACAUUUUGCGUCAUCCUCAUCAUCAGCUCCUAAGAGUAUGAAACGAGAUAAUUUGUCAUCGCCUCAUCUAAAAAGUAUGGAAGCGUUGAAUGAAGAUAGUCUUAAUACUCAUAAACAAUCAUACGAUCAUUCAUCAUACAUACCGUCGUCAAUUGCUGAAUUCAGUUUGUCAACUGACUUAUAUAAUGAUUCUUUACAUCCGAAUUCCUUGAAUCAUAAUAAUAUAUACUCAGCAAACGAUCCAUUGACUUUUGAUCAAAUACGUACUUUACAAUGUCGCAAAAUUCUAAAUUUGAAGGGACGAAGUUCUGGAAAUGAUUUUUGUUCACCAGUUACUUUAUCAUCAAAUCCUUGUAAUAAAUACCAUCUAGGUGAACCCUAUUAUGAACUUAGACAUUGGCUACAAGUUACUUAUGAAUUGGAACUUAAACGUUAUUGUGAAAAAAGAAUGAAAGCUGAAAAGAAACUGGAUUUUGCUCGACAAUCUUGUAAACGCUUUAUGCGUAAACGUUAUGGUAUUUUUGGUUCAGUUCGAUUAGUAAAUGCGAUAAAUUUGGAUGAAUUGGAAAAUCGUUUGAUUAGUGCGAAACAAGCUUUGGAUCAACUUGAAAGUGAAGUUCAAGAACGUAUAAACCGUUGGAGUCGUAUUGAAGCUUUAACUGGUCACUUUAUACGUACAGAUAUCCAUAAUCAAUAUGCGAAAAAUACUAUUUGUGAAACUACAAACUCAAUUCAUUGCUCAAUGGAUAAGUAUAGAUAUUGUAAUGGUAGUAUGAAGUCUAGUGAUUCUGAUCGUUUGUCAUCUAUGGUUGAAGAAACUUCUCUAGAAUCUAAUCGUUUUUCUAAAUGUACUGGUAAUUGCUUGGUGAAUGAUUUCGAUUGUACUCAUAAUAAAGAAAGUAAGUCUUUGAAUCAGAUUUUUAUCUGAAUAUAUCGGUUAUAGUUCAUUUGGGACAGAUAGGAGGAUAUCUGUACGUGGCUGUUGAUUAAUUGAUUGUCUAAAUAAUGAUUGUUUAGUUUAUUAAAGAUUAUACGCAUAAUACUUUAUUAUGUUGGGUUUAGUCUAUUUACAAAUUAACAUUGACAACUAAUAUUUACUUUUUGUGAAUCUUAUAUUUGUGUAGUUUUCAACUUGAAAGAAUCAUUUCAAUUAAACACUGAAACUACUGAUACAUUCAGGACAAGUUUACCGCGAAAUUAUUCUUUUGUUCGACCAUUCGCUACUUUAUGGAGACGUAAGACAAAAUCUGGCCGAGGUAAAUCAGAUUCUAAACAGUAAUUAUACAGAAUUUCUCUUUCUUUCAUCAGAGUAAUACACUUAUUUCAUUUUAAUUUCUGAUUUCUUCCACUAUUUAUCUUCACAAGAUGUCAAGCUGAACCUUUAAAAUGACAUGAUUAGAUUCUUUGUUACUUUCUGUUAUAUAUAUAUAUAUAUAUAUAUAUAUAUAUAUAUAUAUAUAUAUAUAUAUAUAUAUAUAU
Molecule: messenger RNA, 2444 nt
Organism: Schistosoma spindalis
Lineage: Eukaryota; Metazoa; Platyhelminthes; Trematoda; Strigeidida; Schistosomatidae
Source: the annotation of a GenBank genome assembly